Molecule: messenger RNA, 549 nt
Organism: Malassezia vespertilionis
Lineage: Eukaryota; Fungi; Basidiomycota; Malasseziomycetes; Malasseziales; Malasseziaceae
Exons: 3
Coding region: 1-549 (182 amino acids)
Biological process (GO): RNA splicing
Cellular component (GO): exon-exon junction complex; nucleus; cytoplasm
Molecular function (GO): mRNA binding
Source: RefSeq, a predicted model, not a curated record
AUGAGCGCGAUGGAGCGACGUGAUCGCGAUCGCGAUGCCGACAUGGAUAUUGAGGAUGAAAUGAAUGUGCGGCGUCGUGGUCGUGGAUUUGGGUCGAGCGUGUCGGAAGAUGCCGACAGGGUGAAGGUGGGCGAUUUUGAGCGGCUUGUGCCGGACGCGGAAUCUGGCGACGUGGACGAGCAUGCAGCGCGAUGUACGUAUACAACAAGACUAAUGAUAGCUGUAGAGGGCUGGGUCAUUAUUGUGACAAAUAUUCACGAAGAGGCUGCCGAGGACGACGUGAUGGAUGUGUUCCUUGAUUUUGGCAAGGUCAAGGAUUUGGCGUUGAAUUUAGACCGCCGGACGGGAUAUGUCAAGGGGUAUGCUUUGAUUCAAUACGAAAUGCAGUCGGAAGCGCGCGACGCCAUCGACGCUUGCAAGCAAGGGCUUACACUGCUCGAGCAGGGGCUCAAUGCGGACUUUGCAUUUGUGCAGCCACCAAAACGUGCGCCCCAAGAAGCACGACGUCGUGCUAGACGCGAGCGGAGCCGCAGCCCAAUGCGCCCGUAA